Molecule: messenger RNA, 1919 nt
Organism: Cervus elaphus (red deer)
Lineage: Eukaryota; Metazoa; Chordata; Mammalia; Artiodactyla; Cervidae
Gene: TIMM22
Product: translocase of inner mitochondrial membrane 22
Exons: 4
Coding region: 229-813 (194 amino acids)
Biological process (GO): protein insertion into mitochondrial inner membrane
Cellular component (GO): TIM22 mitochondrial import inner membrane insertion complex
Molecular function (GO): transmembrane protein transporter activity
Source: RefSeq, a predicted model, not a curated record
GUCAGUGUCGUUAGGAAUGCCUCAUAAGCCUGACUCAGUAUUCACAGGAGAACAUGAUAGCUCUUCCGCCGGUUGUGCACGAACUGACUUGGUUUCCGCGGCUUCCUCGAGCUCGCUCGGUGUGGCGAAUCUGCCUUUGCGGCACGGUGGCUGGGCGCGCAAGGCCCGACGGGAAGUUUGUGGAAUCUGCUGUGAGAAGAAGAACGCCAGGUUUCCUGGGCCACAGUCAUGGCAGCGACCUCCCCCAAUGCUGGGGGCUCCGCACCUGAGGCGGCGGCUUCCGCCGAAGCUCCGCUGCAGUACAGCCUUCUUCUGCAGUACUUGGUGGGCGACAAGCGUCAGCCCCGGCUCCUGGAGCCUGGAAGCCUGGGCGGGAUCCCGAGUCCAGCCAAGAGUGAGGAGCAGAAGAUGAUCGAGAGGGCGAUGGAAAGCUGCGCCUUCAAAGCUGCGCUGGCCUGCGUGGGAGGAUUUGUCUUGGGAGGUGCAUUUGGGGUGUUCACUGCUGGCAUUGAUACCAACGUGGGCUUUGACCCUAAGGAUCCUUACCGUACACCGACGGCCAGAGAAGUUCUUAAAGACAUGGGCCAGAGAGGAAUGUCCUAUGCCAAAAAUUUUGCCAUUGUGGGCGCCAUGUUUUCUUGCACUGAAUGUUUAGUAGAAUCUUACCGGGGAAAAUCAGAUUGGAAGAACAGUGUCAUUAGUGGCUGCAUCACUGGAGGAGCCAUUGGUUUCAGAGCUGGCUUGAAGGCUGGGGUCAUCGGCUGUGGAGGUUUUGCUGCUUUCUCUGCUGCGAUUGACUAUUACCUACGGUGAGAACACUGGUGUCCAACAAGGACAAUGGCAGCCCAGGAUCAAGGCUGCUCUGUGUAGGGCGGUUUCUGCACCACUCCAGGGCACUUGCUUCAGAGACUGAAGACAUUUGUUUUUUCUCACAUAGUUGGUGUCGUGAGGGAGCCGCCUGGCUGCAAUCGGCCACCUCUGAGCAGCCACGCUCUCUGCACCUGGACUCGAGCCAGGCUGUGCGGGGUGGAGUGCCAUGCCAGACUCUCUGUUUUGGGCAGUCAAGGAGUCAGUGUGUUGACCUGUAGGAACAGAGUUCCACAAAGGUUCUCUCCACAGCCUCUGGUGCUGUGGGGAUGGAGGGGACUUUACACACACCUGGAAGCUUCUACCUUGUACGUCAACGCGGUCAUCCAUCUCAUACCUCAGGGCAGGGCAGAGUGGAAUCAUGCCGUCUGACCAGUUCUGUCAUUUUGUUUAGUGUUCUGCUAUCCUUGUUUUAUAUAUAUAUAUAUAUAUAUAUAUAUAUAUAUAUGUAUGUAUGUAUAUAUAUAUGUAUUUAUAUUACAGUUUAAAAGUUUGGCUUAUUUUUAUUUUCAAAUUCCACAAUUCCCCAAAAUAGUACCAGGUGGCCCAAAGAUUGAACAUCCAAAGGGAAAGCAUGAGCCAGCUCCUGAGAAGUCUGGGAAUGCUCAACUCCCAGGGUCUGCAGAGCAGCGUUAUCCUGAGAUUGCUGCAGUGGCCCAGAAACCUGGCCUAACCGUGUCCUAGGAUGCAGUGACAUUCCAUGCAUAACCCUGCUGGCCUCUUCUGAGAAACCGUCGGGCUGGCUGGUGGGAAUGCCUGCUGUCUGAACCACACAUGGGUGUUCUGCUGUGACCAUCGGCCCAGGCCCGCCUCAAGGACAGAGUGUGAGGGUUGUGUUGCUGUGGUCCUCCUGAUGACCAGGUCCCAGCAGCCACUGGUUACAACCAGACCGUGUUCAGGAGCUGCUCACCACCACCCUGUUCCUCUGAUGUCAGGGGUUUGUUCCUUACUUAAACAUUAGUGUUUUUGACUUGACCUGGUAGCCUUUCUCUGACAGCAGCAGCUCAGCCUAAUUGUGUGCUAUACACAUAAAAAAACCCUUUUACAAUCGG